CCGCCGAAGGAAGUAUUCAUUCGGAUGUCAGUGGGCCCUGCAUUGAAAGGUAGCGGCGUGAAGAACCACGGCAGUCGGGCUCUUAAAUGGGAAAUGUGGGCGGAAAAAGGAAGGAAGACGCGUUCUGGAGGCGGUGGUUGCUAUGGCGUGUACACCUUAAGGCCCAUUGGCCAAGAGAAGAAGACCUGA
Molecule: messenger RNA, 189 nt
Organism: Protopolystoma xenopodis
Lineage: Eukaryota; Metazoa; Platyhelminthes; Monogenea; Polystomatidea; Polystomatidae
Source: the annotation of a GenBank genome assembly